This is a messenger RNA of Salarias fasciatus (jewelled blenny), 1778 nucleotides long. RefSeq names its product dual specificity protein phosphatase CDC14AB-like. The record is from RefSeq and is a predicted model, not a curated record. Gene Ontology annotation, biological process: protein dephosphorylation. The coding region runs from base 64 to 1644 and encodes 526 amino acids. The transcript is spliced from 14 exons. Lineage: Eukaryota; Metazoa; Chordata; Actinopteri; Blenniiformes; Blenniidae.
GCGGCCCGGGGAGGAGGAGGAGGAGGAGGAGGAAGGUCCCGGAGCUCCGGGGGAACGGGAGACAUGAGCGGCCCGCGGCUGAAGGCGGCGCCGCUGCUCGCCGCGCUGUUCCGGGGAGAGGAGGAGGUGGUGGAGCGGCGCGAGGCGGCCGGAGCGGCGGAGCUCAUCACCGACCGCCUGUACUUCGCCACGCUGCGCAGCCGGCCCCGCAGCACGGCCAACACGCACUACUUCAGCACCGACGACGAGCUGCUGUACGACAGCUUCUACUCAGACUUCGGUCCCCUCAACCUGGCCCUGCUGUUCCGCUACUGCUGCAAGCUCAACAAGAAGCUCAAGUCCUUCACUCUGACCAGGAAGCGCAUCGUGCACUACACCAGCUUCGACCAGAGGAGGCGCUCCAACGCCGCCGUGCUCAUCGGAGGCUACGCCGUGAUCUACCUGAAGAAGUCUCCGGAAGAAGCCUUCAGGGCGCUGACCUCCGGGACAAACUCCGCCUACCUGCCCUUCAGGGACGCCUCGUUUGGGAAUUCAACCUUCAACCUCACCGUGCUGCACUGCCUGCAGGGCAUCCGCAAGGCUCUGCAGCACGGCUUCUUCGACUUCGAGAACUUUGACGUGAACGAGUACGAGCACUACGAGCGGGUGGAGAACGGGGACCUGAACUGGAUCGUCCCGGGGAAGCUGCUGGCCUUCAGCGGACCGCACGCCUCCACCAGGCUGGACAACGGCUACCCGCUGCACGCCCCGGAGUUCUACUUCCCGUACUUCCGGCAGCGCGGCGUCGCCACGGUGAUCCGCCUCAACCGGAAGCUGUACGACGGCCGGCGCUUCGCCGACGCCGGCUUCCGCCACCACGAGCUCUUCUUCGCCGACGGCUCCACGCCGCCCGACGACAUCGCCGCCCGCUUCCUGAGGAUCUGCGACGCCAGCCCCGGCGCCGUGGCCGUGCACUGCAAGGCGGGCCUGGGCCGCACCGGCACCCUGAUUGGCUGCUUCCUGAUGAAGCAGUACCGCUUCACGGCCCCCGAGGCCAUCGCCUGGAUCCGCAUCUGCCGGCCGGGCUCCGUGAUUGGUCCCCAGCAGCACUUCCUGCUGCAGAAGCAGGCGGAGCUCUGGGCGCUGGGCGACGCACAGCGGAGCCAGAAGGCGGGGCUAGAGGAGAAAGGGGCGGAGCUUCAGCUCAUAGGGAGCCUGAGGGAGCUCAGCCUGAGCCCCGCCCACCUGGAGGAGCAGGAGGCGGAGCCUGAUCCAGGGUCAGGUUUCACUCAGGGGGACCGGCUGAGAGAACUGAAGAACCGGAGAACCAGAACCAGGAACAGGACCGGAACCCUCAGGCCGGAGGAGCCCCCCAUCCUGGGCCGGUUCUCCUCCCCCCCUCCUCUCAGGGCGCCCCAGCCAGGCCCCGCCCCCAAGCGGAUCGGCCGCAGCGCCUCGUCGCCCCGGAGCCCCGCCCCCCGACUGGCUGGCUCAAUGGGCGACCUGUACGGCGAGGGGGAAGGCCACGCCCACCCGGCCCAGGCCCCGCCCCCGGCCCCGGCCCGCCGCUCCGCCCCCCACGACCUCCGACCCUUCCAGGGCCCGGCGGGACGCUACCUCAGCCGCUCCAUCCCCUCACUCCAGUCGGAAUACGUCCCCUACUGACAGGAGCCAUUACCCACAAUGCCUCAGUAGCGCCAGCUGCAGACACACUGUUUCUACUUCCUCUUUUCUGUUUGUACUUCCUGUUUUCUGUUUAUAGUCCUUGUUUUCUGUUUCCACUUCGUUUUCUGUUAGUA